AUGGACGGUCUGAAGAACCUUACCGCCUGCAUGGGCUGUACAAAGAAGCACGCUAAGUAUUCCUGGCGCGGCGUCAAGGAAGACGAAAUUCGCGCGGCGUGGGCGGGAUCCUCUGAAAGUCGAGCAAAUCCCUGGGCAGGAUAUCAUUUGAACGUGGCCUUGCCUUUCUCAGAAAACUCAUGUGGUGGCCGGGAGGAGGCACACAUGACAGAAGAUACUUGCUUUGCAUUAUCCAUAUCAGAUCGUGGUCGAAACGUACCCGUGACGCUUAUCAUAGUCUGA
Molecule: messenger RNA, 282 nt
Organism: Penicillium angulare
Lineage: Eukaryota; Fungi; Ascomycota; Eurotiomycetes; Eurotiales; Aspergillaceae
Exons: 1
Coding region: 1-282 (93 amino acids)
Source: RefSeq, a predicted model, not a curated record